AACUCCAGCUACAUUGGCGCUCAUAGAAAGCUUGUUCGUGGUGGCUAGGAAGAAUGAUCGAGCUAGUCAUCGCUUGUGUUCAGUGGACGAAUCAAACAAACAGCCACCUGGAAACAUUUUAAAACAUAUAUACAGUUUAUAUAAACAUACAUAUAUUUGUCUUGUGCACCACGAAAGAUUUCUGGAUUACGGCUUUCAUCGGGAUUUGGUAAACUGACCAGCUUGGCAGACCCUUUCUCAGUGGCAAAAGAUAUAUGUUGGACCGAAUUUCAGAGAUCGAUCAAACAGUGAUGCCAACUUUUUAGUCAGACACUCAGCUUGAUACAGACUGGUUGCCAAGAUGGGUACACCACAGUGCUACUACAAUGAGACCAUUGCUUUUUUUUACAAUGAAAGUGGAAAAUAUCUGGCAACAGAAUGGAAUACAGUCAGCCGACUUGUUAUGGGACUUGGAAUCACUGUAUGCAUCUUCAUCAUGCUUGCGAACUUACUGGUCAUGGUGGCUAUCUAUGUAAAUCGCCGCUUCCAUUUUCCAAUUUAUUAUCUUAUGGCCAAUCUUGCAGCUGCAGACUUUUUUGCAGGACUUGCAUACUUUUAUCUAAUGUUCAACACGGGACCCAACACAAGAAGAUUAACAGUCAGCACUUGGCUUUUACGUCAAGGUCUUAUUGAUACUAGCCUCACUGCCUCAGUAGCAAACCUGUUGGCUAUUGCCAUUGAGAGGCAUAUCACUGUCUUUCGCAUGCAGCUGCAUACCCGCAUGAGCAAUCGAAGAGUUGUAAUUGUUAUACUAGUGAUCUGGACCAUGUCCAUUGUAAUGGGAGCCAUCCCCAGUGUGGGCUGGAACUGCAUAUGUGCUAUUGAGACUUGCUCAAACAUGGCCCCUCUAUACAGCAACUCCUACCUUGUUUUCUGGGCUGUUUUUAAUCUUGUCACCUUUGUAGUUAUGGUUGUCUUAUAUGCCCACAUCUUUGUCUAUGUGCGUCAACGGACAAUGAGGAUGUCUCGCCACAGCUCAGGACCACGUCGUAACCGAGAUACCAUGAUGAGCCUCCUGAAGACUGUAGUGAUUGUGCUAGGAGCAUUUAUCAUUUGCUGGACCCCUGGCCUGGUUUUGCUGCUUUUGGAUGUAUUCUGUCCUCAGUGCAACGUUCUGGAUUAUGAAAAGUUCUUCCUCCUCUUGGCUGAGUUUAAUUCUGCUAUGAAUCCCAUCAUCUAUUCCUACCGGGACAAAGAAAUGAGUGCUACUUUCAAGCAGAUUCUGUGUUGCCAGCGCCAGGAAAAUGUGAAUGGUACUACGGAAGGAUCAGAUCGAUCAGCUUCUUCAGUUAACCACACCAUUCUGAGUGGAGUACACAGCAAUGAUCAUUCUGUUGUUUGAAUAUAGACAAUGUGUUUUUGAACAGCAGACAGAGCUGUAAGUAAAGACUGAUAAAACAAAAAGAGGUGGGCAAAGUGUGGGCAUUUCAAUCUGGAUUUAUCUACCAUCCUCUAGUUAUCAGCUGGGAUCCUUGGAAACUUUAUGGUAUGACAUUACAAAGAUUUAGGAUCGAACAAGAAUCUACCUGAAACAGAAUGAUUUGUUCAGUAUUUUCUUUCGUCUUUAACUCUUAGUAUUUGAAGCUAAGCUUCUCCAUUUCACCUAAGUAUUAUCAGCCUAUGGAAACAUCAGCUGGCACCACUGUUACACAAAUUUUGCAAUGUUCAGUUUAACUGUAAACCUAUGCCAACUAAUCUGUAUUUACACAUAAAUUUUUUAUGCUUUAAAUAACAUUUUACAUGUAAAAAGCUUUAGCAUCCACACUAUCAGCAUGCUUGUGAUGAAUGUUUUUCAUUCCUGGAUAUUCCAUUGACUUGCGUUUAUAAAGCUACACUGCCAAUACACCUUAAAAUUAUAUUUUUAUAUUUCAAGUUAAACUAAUGAGAUGUAAUUUGUGUUCUGAUCUUUGUAUUAAAGCAUAAUAACUAUAAGAAUUAAAAAAUAUUAAGUAACUUCUUUAUAAAAAAGGGAAAUAUGUUUUAACAUACCACAAAAGAAAAGACAGAACUCUAUAAAUAUAUAAAUGUAUAUUUGUUUACAUUUUGUUAAUAAAGAAGGUGGCAGUUUU
Erpetoichthys calabaricus (reedfish) is the source of this 2108-nucleotide messenger RNA. RefSeq names its product lysophosphatidic acid receptor 1 (gene lpar1). NCBI's taxonomy places the organism in Eukaryota, Metazoa, Chordata, Cladistia, Polypteriformes, Polypteridae. Gene Ontology annotation, molecular function: lysophosphatidic acid receptor activity. The transcript is spliced from 4 exons. The record is from RefSeq and is a predicted model, not a curated record. Bases 341 to 1381 code for a protein of 346 amino acids. Gene Ontology annotation, biological process: phospholipase C-activating G protein-coupled receptor signaling pathway; neurogenesis. Gene Ontology annotation, cellular component: membrane.